UCUCAUCAAUGUCACAUACUCUGACUCCACGUCCCACAUCAUCUACAGAAGAUACAGUAAAUUCUUUGACCUUCAGAUGCAGAUUCUUGACAAGUUCCCAAUCGAGGGAGGGCAGAAAGAUCCCAAAAAAAGGAUUAUCCCUUUUCUUCCAGGCAAAAUCCUAUUUCGACGAAGUCAUGUGAGAGACGUGGCCAUGAAGAGACUACGCUUUAUUGAUGACUAUUGCAGAGCGCUGGUUCGGCUUCCUCCCCAGAUCUCGCAGAGUGAAGAAGUUCUCCGCUUCUUCGAGACCAAACCAGAUGAUAUCCACCCUCCCGCAGAGGAUUAUGGAUCCAAACGCAAGUCAGGACCGGACAGCAGUGAGCCCAUGGUGCUGGAGCAGUACGUGGUGGUGGCCAACUACGAGCGGCAGGAGAACUCGGAGAUCAGCCUGAAGGCUGGAGAGACGGUGGACGUAAUCGAGAAGAGCGAAAGCGGCUGGUGGUUUGUCAGCACAGCUGAAGAACAAGGCUGGGUUCCUGCCACAUACCUGGACUCUCAGAGCGGCACCAGAGAUGAUCUGGACCUGGGAACAUCUAGAUCUGGAGAAGUUACUAAGAGACGUAAGGCUCAUCUGAAGAGGCUUGACCGGAGAUGGACGCUAGGGGGAAUAGUCAACCGCCAACAGAGUCGAGAGGAGAAAUAUGUCACUGUCCAGCCGUAUACCAGUCAGGGAAAGGAUGAGAUCGGGUUCGAGAAAGGAGCAACUGUGGAGGUCAUCCAGAAGAACCUGGAGGGAUGGUGGUACAUCAGGUAUCAGGGUAAAGAGGGCUGGGCCCCAGCCUCAUACCUGAAAAAACUGAAAGAUGACCUUUCCCCAAGGAAGAAGACUCUGACUGGCCCCGUGGAGAUCAUCGGAAACAUAAUGGAGAUCAGUAACCUCCUCAACAAGAAGGCUGUAAGCGAGAAGGACAUUCAAACUGACGGAGAGGCCACUAGCCAUGAGCACCACAUCUCCAAAAGUGAAAUCAGUUUGCCUAUCCCAUAUACCCCAGAGGCUGGAGUGGCACCCACAGUGGUCACUGGUUUGGGAAUGAACUCUGGAUCUAGCACCGCCCUACAGGAAAACAAGAGCAGGGCAGAGCCGGGGUCACCUGCCAUAGCCCGGGUGGCACCACACAGAGUUGAGAUUGGAUCUCCAAACCUCAGACAGAAACCUCCUCCUCGAAGAGAUACAAAUCUGGCAUUCCAGUUGCCCAAACCUCCAGAGGCCCCUACUGUGGAAGCGGAGUACUACACCAUAGCAGAGUUUCAAUCCAGUAUCUCAGAUGGCAUCAGCUUCCGUGGAGGACAAAAGGCUGAUGUCAUAGAGAAGAAUUCUAGUGGUUGGUGGUAUGUCCACAUCGGGGAUAUGGAGGGCUGGGCACCCUGUUCCUUUAUUGAUAAACGCAAGAAGCCCAACCUGAGCCGGCGGACCAGCACACUUACCCGCCCUAAAGUUCCACCCCCUGCUCCACCAGUCAAGAAACCAGACUCAGAGGAAUCACCUUCUCUAGCUGGCUCCGCCUCCAAAGCUCCAGAAUCCCCCAUUCAGCAUGUCUAUGAGGAGCCAGAAUAUGAUGUUCCCGCCAUUGGUUUUGACUCUGAUCUGGAUAGCAAUCCUCCAAAACAAAAAACAAAUAAUUUCUCGAAACCAGAGCCCCGUAAGUUUGAAAUUAAAAGCAAUCCAGCAGCUGCCGAAAGGAUUGCACAGGCUGGCAAAGCAUCGCCUUUACUAAAAGUGAUGACCUCCCCCUUGAGGAAAAGAAACUCAUUGGAGAAUGUCAAUAAGGAGGAGGUGAUUUAUGAAAAUGAAGGAUUUAGGUUCUCCUCUGAUGACUUUGCCAGUGGUUGCGAUUCAGAUACCCCAAGGAGUCUCACAUUGGGUCGUAAACCCUUUGGGUCCUCCUCUGGAGGAGGGAAGCCCCUCCAGAAGGUAUCGCCGGAUCUAAGCCGGAGUCACUCUCUUGGCCGUGCUGAGAGACACAGCCCCAAAUCAUCGUCAGACGAAUCAGGACGCAAUCCCAAAAGAGAGCCUGUCAUGCGAAAAGAUGUAGAGAUUCGGGUUGGUCAAAGUCCCUUAGCCAGGCCCAAACCAGUGGUGCGACCCAAACCUCUGUUUACAAAGUCAGAGCCCCAAAGUCCCGAAAGAAUGGACAUCAGCAGCCUACGUCGCCAGCUUCGGCCCACCGGAAGUCUUCGGCAGGGUGCAGUCCGUGCAGUCCAUGCAGUACGUGGUGGUGAAGAUUCCGAGACUGCUUCUGUUGUGUCCUCUGAGGAUUCCAUCUCCUCAAGAAGUACCUCCGAUCUCUCCAGUGUCUAUUCCAAAGGUAGCCGAGGUGGGGAAUCUGACCAUGAAAGUGUGCUCUACAGGACGACAGAUGCCUACGAACGGGCCCAAGAGUCAGAGGUUAGCUUCCCAGCUGGUGUGGAGGUUGAGGUAUUGGAGAAGCAGGAAAGUGGAUGGUGGUAUGUCCGUUGGGGAGAUGAUGAGGGAUGGGCACCUACUUUCUAUUUUGAGCCAGUCAAGCAUACCCAUGACGUCGGUGUACAAGAAUCCCGUGAUGGCCCUCUUGUUGAUCUUGGUAGCACCAACAAGUCCAACAGCCUAGAGAAAAAUGAGCAGCGUGUUCAGGCCCUCAACAACCUAAACCAGCAGAACCUGAGGAGUAUGAACAAUCCUAGCCCACCAAUCCCAUCCAAACCACCAGGGGGGUUUAGCAAACCAAACCCAAUGCUGAACGGUUCAGGCGUACGGAUGCGUAACGGUGUCCGUCAGGCAGCAGUGCGACCGCAGUCAGUGUUUGUGUCUCCACCACAGCCUCUGAAGGACACCAACAUCCAUACAGGGUCUUUGAGAAGAAAUGAAUCACUGGGUGCAGGCGACCACUUCAGAUCCACAGGCGGCGUAAGGCGAAACUCCUCCUUCACUGCUGUGCGACUGCAGCCAGUGACCGAUGUACGGGUCAGGUCUGGGACCACCAUUACAGCACCCGCCGGAAGUUCAAGCCCCUUGAUUGCCCAGAGAAACGGAAUUCCAAUCUCUACAGUGAGACCCAAGCCCAUCGAGAAGACGCACCUCAUUCACAACAACCUUCGAGAGGUUUACGUAUCUAUUGCUGAUUACCGUGGCGACGAAGAGACCAUGGGUUUCUCAGAGGGCACUAGUCUUGAAGUUUUGGAGAAGAAUCCAAAUGGAUGGUGGUACUGCCAGGUUCUCGAUGGCUUACAGGGACGUAAAGGCUGGGUACCGUCUAACUACCUGGAGAGAAAAAAGUAAUUCCCCAGAAAUGGUUUAAACAUGCACAAUUGUAAUCAAAAUGUAAAAAAAACGAACUGACUGAAGGACUUUUGGUUUGAAACGAGAGAGACAGAGCCUUUUAGAAAGGAGUUUACAGUAAAACUAGAGUAAUGCGGGUGAAUGUUUAGCAAAAUACCUGCCAUAACUUUAUGCCAAAUGGGUGCCUUCGUACAUAUUUCACUGAAUGUUAAGAGGAAUCGGUCAAAUGCCAGUGAAGCAACGAAAAUACCAAAUUUCAGCUUAGUGCCAUAGGCCUACAAGUACAGAAAGCAACAAACUUAUUUUUGUUACAACAUUGAUAAGUGAAAAAGAUAAUUUCAUCAUAGGUGCAUAACAAAAAGUGCUAAUCCAAUCUUAAGCACAUGAAACAAGAAAUUCCUGUAAAAACAUUUUGAAUAAAAAAAAACAACAUCAAUUGUUAUCUUAGCAUUGAGUGCGCUCAAAGAAACAAAGCAUAACUUUGAUUGUCAUUUUUUAAAAAACGUUUUUUUUUUAGAAAUGGUUUUGUGUUCAUGUUUGUUAUAUCUUCCUUAGAGAUGUAUUUCUGCUUUCUUGUAACAUCCUAACAUCCCCAUUCUUUAAAUAUGCACAGGCCAAAAUGAAUAAAACAGGUUAAAGGAAAAUAGUCUGUGAAAGCUAUAUGCAUAGAUCACCUCAUGCCCACUUAAUUAUUGGGUUUAAACCCAAGUUCAGUUUACAAAGUGCGUCUGUUUUUAUUAGGAGGGUAGACAGCUUCAGAGGACAGGACUUUAGAUAUUGCUGCUCUGUGUGUGCUAAAUCUGUUAAUUCAAGAAAUCAGGACUGGAAAAUUUUUUGUUUUGUUCAGCAUUUUAUCCCAGGGAAGUAGUGACAUAACAUUGAGCCCAAAAUGUGAUCACACCAAAGAAGAUUUACAGACACAAUUGCUAGUUUGUUUUAGAGUUAGUAUUUAUUUUAUGGGUACAAAUAAAUAGUGUAUUCAGCAAAACCUAAACGAGGUUUCAGAACUGAGAACAAAGUAUAUUUAAUUGUUAUAUCUGGAAGCACUUGAUUUUUUUUUUAACCCAAAGAAAAGCACAUUAAUAUGCAAGGUUAAUUUCUACAUUACGAUAUUGCUGGGCAGUAUUGAAUCUGAAGUUACACAAUAAGCAGUGUAAACUACUAUCGUUUAAGAAUAGUGUUUCAUUUUCUGUUGACAAAGAUAUUAAAAUAGAUUCACGAACUUUAUCUUAGUCCAUGGUCCAAUCUUUCAUUGUCUUCUUUAUAGAUCUCUGAGCUCAGAAUGAUUACUUCCCCCUUAUUCAAUCAAAUAAUAUUCAUUAACAACAGCAUAAAACAGCUGAUGUUCAAGACUGCUGAAAUAUUUUUCUAAUGAAUAGUGUGAGCUCUUAAUUGAGUUUAGCACUACUUUUAUUUUAUUUAGUUUUCUGCUGGACAGUAUUUUAUUGUUAAACAGUUAAAACAUUAAUUACCUGCUAGAUUGCAGUUAUAUUCUAUUAAGCAGAAAAUUGUUUAUUUUGUCUUGUUUGUUGGUUGCUGUGUGAUCACACAUGGACAAUAAUGAUGAAUGAAGUCGUUCAUUUGUUGUGAAUCAAUGCAUUUGAGCUUUUUUUUAUGCACUGGUUUAAAGAUGCAGUGUACUUCAGCACAUAAUUUAUUUUUUGUUGUAUGUAUCAUUUUUAAUGUUUUUAAAAAAUGUUUUUAAUACUGUCUUGCUAAGAUGCCAUUUUAUUGGCAUUUGACACUCGCUUUUAAAACUUGAAACUCUUGGUAGUUCUGUAGUAAUUGGCUACUGCUAUAUUCUGAGCUUUUACCAAGAUGAUUUUUUUGUCUCUUUUUGAUGGUGUCUCCUACUGUCUUUAAAAUUGGAAGUAGAUUUUUAAAACAAUUCUUGUGAGCAUUUUUCACCUUGUGUGAACAUGCUUUCACAUACAUUUUUUAAAAUCCGAAAUGCAUUUUCAACCAAGCUGAUUGCUGCACCUUUAGCAACUGUGGACACUUCCUUUCUCGUUAUUGAUCCACAUAUAAUGCCAGAUUAUGUAAACAAAAAAUCAUUUUAUUUCAUUUUAACAUCAUCAUAUCACUCCCAGAAAUAAAAAAAUAGACAUUACAAAAAAAUCUGAAUAAUAAUCAAUCAGUCCUUCAAAUUAAAAGCCAGCAGUAAAAUGGGGACGAUCAAAUUACAUAACACUUUAUAAUUAAAAACAGCAGGGCUCUGUGUGGAUCCUUAAUUGUGACUGGACCAAAUUUGAUUUGAGUGUUUCAUAUAAAUGUUAUCAUUAAACAAACAGCAAUAAUGGGAUUUUAAAGUUCCAAUUUGGGUGAUUUUGUUUUUAACUUUUACAUUUGAAAAUGAAAAUUAAGCACUCUCACCAUUGCACUCUCAAUUGCAACUCUUUUUUUGACGAUGGCAUUACAGAAAUGUGUCGACUUACUACAACGCAGCGCUUGUGAUGGAUGUUGCUAAGCUCCAAUAAUACUUUGCUUUCUUCAUUCGCGCCUAUACAAUUUACAAGGGAACUGUUAAGUGUCAGACUAGUUCUUAUCUUAUAUUACUUGUGUAUCUGCUAGCUUUGUUUUAUGUGUUCUUUAUUUGUUUAAAUUUUAAUGCUUUUUUCAGGAACAGUAUUGCGUUUUAAAGUUUUUUUUUUUUCUUAUUCUUUCUCCUUUUCACUAUUGACAUUACUCUGAUGGAAUGAGGAAAUGUGCAAUACAAAAACAGGCAUCUCACCAGUUAAGAACAAUUGUAUUGAAGAAAGCUUUGUUUUUACUUAGAAUUCUGACAAUUUUAUGUCAAAUAAUGCCUGGUUUUGUCCCAUAGUUUUUUUUUUUUUUUUUAAAUCCUCCAAUUCAAAAUAUAUCAAUGUGUGUUCAAAUAUGUUAUGCUGAAUGUUAAAAUGCCCUGAUCGAUGGAUACCUUCAGUCUACCGGCCAACCAUGACUCGAUUUCUGCAUUCAUACUUUUUACCUACUGAACCGCAUCUUGCUUUAAGGGGUUUAGUGACCUCACAAGCCCAUGGUGAAUCAGUAUGGAAAUAAUAGGGAAGCGUGGGUAUAUCUAAUUCUCUGAGGCAUUUGUCAGGUCAGCCUGUCAAAUCGCAAAUUUGAGAUGGUGGGGCAAAUCCAUCAGCAGCUAUAUGAGCGCCGCACCACACUGCCAACUUCUCCACAUCCGCUCCCUACAUCCAUGGUGACAUCCCACUGUCACCAUGGCAAGCUUUAUCCUAAAUCCCAAUCGACUUACAUACUGUAUCAUUGUCGGAUUUCUUUUUCAAUUUUGUUUAGUCUAUUCUGAAAAUCCAGGUUUAACUUUUCACACCUUAAAAUAACGUGGACUGCAUAUAUUUGCUUCUCUUCCUGUCUGAAUUAAUUAUCUGAGCUUACAACGCCGUUGAAUUGAAAUGCUUUUACUGAGAGUUUGAAUAUAAGAGUGGAGAAUUUAACUUUGGUUGAAAAUGAGGAGGGUUAUGGGUAACUGUCUUUGAGUUUCUGGUCAAGAGAAGCUUUUUAUGAGAGUUGAAAUGUCUUCACCUUUCCUUAUUUAACAGGCCCUCUCAGGUGUAGGUUUGCUAUAGUUUCUUGCUUAAUGCUGUGUUUUCUUUUCUGUUUACCUUAUAUGAUCACAUUAAGAUAUAUUACGUUUUCUGAUUUUUUGAAAAUGUAUUGGAUAUAUUUACAGGAAUGUUCCAGGUUCUGUGACAUGGUGUUGAAAAUAAUUUCAACCAACCCAAUCUCUUGAGAAAAUGUAACUAUUUUUAUGAGGUAUAGUGAUUUUGUAUGAAUGUCAUUAGGGCAGAAACAUGUUUUUUAUAAAAAAAAAAAAAAACAUAAAUUCAAAGAUCCAUGAAUUUGUAUGAUGCAAUUCAUACCGAAACAUACAAUUUUACAGUAAGAAAAACAGUUAGCACGAAGGUCCACCUUCAUGAAUUCAAAGGUCAAUAAAUUUGUACAGUGUGAUUCGUAUGGGAACAUAUGAUUUGUAGAAAAAAAGUUAGCAUGAAGGUCCUCUUCAUGAAUUUGAAAGUACAUAAAUUCAGAAGUUAGCAUGAAGGUCCACCUUCAUGAAUUCCAAGGUCCAUGAAUUUGUACAAUGUUUGUGUGGUUGAUUCAUAUGGAAACAUACGAUUUUUAGGAAAAAGUUACCAUGAAUUCGAACAAUGUGAUUUUUUUAUAGAAACUUAGAAUUUUCAGGAUAAAGUAAGCAUGAAGCUCCAUCAUUAGGAAUUCAAAUAUCCAAGAAUUUGUAUCAUGUGAUUCACACGGAAACAUACAAUUUUUAGAAAAAUCUUAGCAUGAAGGUCCACCUUUGUGAAUUUGAAGGUCCAUGUAUUAUUCAUACAACGUGAUUCAUACUGAAAUGUACAAAUUUUAGAGAACAAAAGCAUGAAGGUCCACCCUUAAACGUAACCGUCAAUGGGGUGUAAACAGAUUAUACAAAAAUGUAAAAAUGAAAUUAAUAUAGUUAGUUGUCAGAUUGGUUUUCAAAGUAUACAACACUUAGUAUUGAACCUGGAGCAUCCCUUAAGCUCCUGAAUCGGAACAGAAGAAUGUUACUUAACAAAAAAAAGAUUGUGGGUGUAUUUUUUCCUGUUUGUUUGGUGUAUUCUGCGAUGGUUUGUGAACAGGAGUUUUUAAAUGGUGGAAAGAGAAGGUGGAUAGAGGGAAUGUUUGUUUAUGAUGUUUAAAUAGAAGGGAAUCCAGUCAGGUAAAGCUAGACAUGAUAAAACCGCUCUAAUGGACUUGAUGAAGUGUUCCCUGUGGAAAGAAAAGCAAGGCUUUUUACGAUAAUGAGCACUUCAGAGAAGCUUCCCGCUAGCAGCAGCUCAUUAUGAUGUCACAGUGGCACUGCAUUGUCAUAAUAGCACUGGUCAGGAGCAGUGUUCUAGAAACACCUUUGUUAUUUCUGUUGGAAAACUUGCUGCGACUGAAUUCAAGCAAGCUUGCCUUGUCUCCAAAGGCCAUUGUUUCUCAAAACAUCAAGUCUUAGUGCUUGAGUACACAUGCUGAGGUUCAGAAACUUGCAAACGGAUAUCCACCUCAAUUCGCCGCUGCUGCAAACCUCUUUAUAACAAUUAAAAAGUUGCUGACAGAAUGUGUAAAAGAAUAGGACUGCUCGUCUCCAGCUCACCCACCACGGUGUCAGGAGUACACUCGCGCUGUGAAAUCACAUUACCCAAGUGCUCGGUUAAUUACAGAUGCUUGGGAAGAGCACCAUGAAUACAAAUGUCACACUGAUAGUGGAUGUCGAGCUGCCGGGGGCUCGGAUCAGAUGCCGAGAUAGAUUGAUAGUGUUUCUAAUGGCUCACAGCAUAUCGAGAUGUAUUAACGUCAUCAAGAGGAAUCAUCUGAGCUUCCUGCGUCAGCGAAUGGCUUGAUUUACUGAGGCGUCUAUAUGCCGUGUUGGUGUACAACAAAAGUUGAAAGAAUGUACAUGUUUGAUUGUGUCAUAUGUCAUUUACAGGGCUUGGGAUACCUGGGAUAUAUCAGGGAAUUUUUAAAUUGUGAGUUUCAAGCCUGGAAAAGUCAUGGAUGAAUAUAAAAUGUUGUAGUUGUGCUCAUAGGUAUAGGUAGAUGCCCUAUUUGUAGCUGUUUCUAUGGGCCGCUAUAUGAAAGCCAUUCGCCAUACUGGAAUGGUCAAAGGCGGUCUGUGAACACUCAAGAGCAAGUUGCCUGAGUGUCUACAACCGUAGUUAUACGCAUACAUGAAUAUCUAUAUCUGCAAAUGACUCCAGCAGAAGAUUUUGCCAAA
Sinocyclocheilus anshuiensis is the source of this 9047-nucleotide messenger RNA. RefSeq names its product SH3 and PX domain-containing protein 2A-like. The record is from RefSeq and is a predicted model, not a curated record. Gene Ontology annotation, cellular component: cytoplasm. The transcript is spliced from 13 exons. Lineage: Eukaryota; Metazoa; Chordata; Actinopteri; Cypriniformes; Cyprinidae. Gene Ontology annotation, molecular function: phosphatidylinositol binding; protein binding. Bases 77 to 3298 code for a protein of 1073 amino acids.